UCCCGGCUCCUUGCGCGGGGCUGGCAACCGCUGUACACAGGGAGGGAGGGAGCGAGUGAGCGAUGCGCGCAGCUCCUGUCCGUCUACUCAGCCUCCGCCGCCCCGAGCCAUGAAUCUGGGAGAUGGACUGAAGCUUGAAACUGAAGUGCUGGAUGGAAAGCCUAGGCUAAUUUUAGCUGCUUCUGAUAAAUCAAAGCCUACAAUAAAGAUGGGUAAUAAAGCCAGAGCACCUAAACAGGCAUUGAGAAUAAGGCAUACUGGGCAUGUUCUGAGGUCAACACAAAAUGCUUGUAUCAAGCAGGAAAACCUAAAGCCAAGGAGUGAAUCAAGCUUAUCAAUGACAAAAGGUGAAAAACUGCAAGUUACUAAACACUCCUCACAUGAAGCCACAACUAAAGAUCACUCUUUGAUUUUCCAAAGAGAUAGCAUAAAUGGAUAUCCUGAUUCAGAGAAUCCUAAUGUUGUUAAAAAAAGUAAACAAAAACCUCAAAACCCACGUGUAUCAGCUGAAGACCUAAGAAGUUUGGCGUGUUUAACACAAGAACAGCUUCAACAGAUUUUGAUGACUGUAAAAGAAGGAACUAGAAGCAUCUCUGAGACUCAUAAUGAAAAGCAAGAGGAAAUGGCUACUAAUGAGGCAUCAGAGGAAAACAUGAUAGCAUUGCUCCAAAAAGCUUGUGAAGUUUCAUCUGUUCCAGAUGAAGCUAACUCUGAUUCAAGCAGGAAACAAGAAGCAUAUCUGCAGCCAGGACAGAAAGUUGUAAAGGAUUCCUGGAAACCUGCUGACAUGUUUAGUACCUUGGGUGAAAGAGAAGGGGCGAAAGCCUUAUUAGAAUUUAGAAAGACCCAAUGGAAGAAGGAAUUAGAUGAACAGGUAGCGCUGAAGAAGAAACUGAAAGAAACUUUGGAGCGAGAGGUGGGUUAUUUCUGGGCAAAACCUGGCAAUAAUAAAGCCCAUAAAAAGAACAUGGAAACAGCUGACCCAGAUAAGAUAAUGUUUCCAGCUGACUCAAUUAUUACUGCUGAGGAAAACCGGGUCUGUACAACUGCUUUAACCACAGAGCCUAAUCAACUUCCACUGAAUGUUUCAAGUGCUCCAGCUGGGCAAUCUUCUGAUUUCAGUUCUUCUGACUUACCAGCUGUCAAUUGUACGGCAUUUGUUUUAGGGGAAGCUGUGCCACAGGAACGACCUUUUAGUGCUUUGAAGCCUGAGCAACAGAAGAAGUGGCUUGAAGAGCUGGACAAACAGAAGGAAGAAGCUAAGCUACGAAAAAUAGAAGAAAACCUUAAUUCAUCAAAGGCUGAAGAGCAUGACAGAUGGGCAAUGCAUUUUGAUUCUUUAAAGAACCACCUUAAUGCUAAUGCACAACUCCCCUUAAAUGGAAUGUACAAAAAGCAGCCUGAAAGUCUUUGCCUGUCACCUGACCCUAAGGAGCUGACUGCUUUUAUUCACCCUUUUUCACCUGCAGCUUUAGGCAACCUCAUGCCCUCAAAGGUGGGAAAUGCAGAAAAAGCUGCUAAAAACAGUGCUUUGGAACAGAGUCAGAAAGUUAGUUUUCUCCGUUCAAUGACAGCUCUCCUGGACCCUGCACAGAUUGAAGAGAGAGACAGGUGGCGGCAGAAACAGUUAGAACAUCAGAAAGCAAUAAUGGCUCAGGUAGAAGAAAAACGGAAGAAGAAACAACUGGAGGAAGAGCGGAGAAAAUGGGAAGAACAAGAGGAAGAAGAGCGCCUAGCACGAGAAAAAGAACAAAUGCAGAAACAGUUUGAAGAAGAUAUGCUGAAACAAAAACAAAAGGAGGAACUAGUGACUCUUAAAACAAAUGAACUUUAUCAGACAAUGCAGAAAGCUCAAGAAUUAGCACUGAGAUUAAAACAAGAACAGCGCAUUCGAGACUUGGCUCAGAAGGGACAUGACAUUUCAAAUCUUCAGAAGAAUCUUGGUGGUGGUGAUACAGAAUUUGAAAAUUGCAAUACUGACAUUUCACAUCAAAGUCAUAAUUGUUGUGAUGACAUUAAGAGCCACAUCAAUCAGCAGACUUCUCCUCGGAAAGACACUGCUGUACAGACAGAUGACUUUAAUACGUCAGCAUACACUGAGUCAGCUGAGGAAAGAACUGUGUGUUGUGGAUCGCCUGAUAUUUCCAUAGAAUAUAAAGAAACCUCUAACAGCAAAAAAUACCAGAAGGAAAUGCAGUAUAUAGAUAAAAAUAAAAUUUCAGGAAGAGAAACUGGUGGCAUUUACAGUGAUCUAUAUGAACUAUAUGCAAGAAAAGAGAGACAAAGUAAACCUUCAGAAAAAUACAGCAAAAGACCUGACUGGAACAUAAACAAGCCAGGGAAAAGAUACAUUCCAGCAUCAGAAAGAUACCCUAAACAGCUACAGAGACAAAGGGAAGAAAACAAAGUAAGACGACAAAUGGAGCUGCUUCAGUUAGUAGAAAGAAAUACUCCUGGGAAUCUAUGCCCAAAAAAAGGUGGUUAUUCAGACAGGUCUCCUUCACCUCACGAAGAAAUAAAUAUGAAGAAUAAGGGACACAGAGUCAGAAAGGAAGAACAACUACAUAAGAAUCAUUUGAAUGAAGAAAGAUCUGAAUCACCACCUGUUCCAGCAGUUAAGAACAGAUUACACCAAGUACAACAAAAACAGAUACAUGCUCCCAGUUUCCUGGUGCAUAACAACAAUAGUAGAAGAGAGAAAAACAUCAAGACAGAUACACAGCAGAGGAGCUCCUCUCCUCCCAUUACAGAAGCUGGAAGACCUCCCUCUUCACAAUUUAUUCCAUAUGUUCGAACAAAUGAAGUAUAUUAUCUUGAUCCAGAUGCACCAGUGACUAGACCUUCAACACAUGACCCACAGUAUCGACAGUUUAAUGAUUCUUACCAAACGCCACGACAGAUUUUUAGCUCUGAUCAUGUUAGAGAUCCUCUUCUAAAUCCUGAUGUAGUUAAAAUCAGAGAGAGACAACAAGCAAUUCUCAAAGGAUUGUCAGAAUUACGCCAGGGCCUCCUGCAGAAGCAGAAGGAGUUGGAGACUGCUCUGAUUCCCACUAUAGCUCAAGAAGAGAACUUUAUUUCGCCAUUUUGAGAUCUCUGCGGAAGAUGCAUAACCCGAGUUCAUGGUAGUUGUUCUGUGGUAUCAUGUGAUAAAACACCACAGAACCUCAGCCCCAGUGUCCUCCCAGCAGCAACUGUCCUUAGCCAUAACCUGACUCUGAAGGUACCUCUCAGCAGCAGGGAAGGGAAGAGAGGCGUGUUUUCCUCUCGCUUGGAUGCCAAGUCAUGCCAUAGGUCAGAACCUGCAUUUGGCAGUGGAACUGGUAGAAGCAUCUGCCACAAAAUCCAUUGGGGUUUGUCAGUACAAGGGAGUUAAAAAAUUAAAAAGAUUUGCCGUGUUUGGGGGGAGGGCAACAACUGCUACACUACUCUAGUACGGGUUUGUUCUUAAUUUAAACAAAUAAAUCAAACAACUGUUCAUAGAAGGACAUUCAACUUUAGGGAAAAGUCCAUGGAUUCUGUUUGUUUUUUCAAAAGCUCCCCUUUUUUAACCAGUAACAUUUGUCCUAACUGAUUUUGUGAGUUUAGAGUCAUGUCAUUUCAAACACUGUCAUCUGGUAUGAAACCGCACAUCCUACAUAAAAGUGCUAAAAUCAAAUUACAAAUGGGACAAAAGCCCCUAAACAUACGACUUUGGACAACCUAAAGACAAAAGCAGUAACCGUACGAGUCAAGCAUCAGUACGUGCAGAGCCAGCAGUGUGAUGGCAAGGCUAAGUCUUGAGACGCCACAGCUCUUCACCAUCAGCUGCUAUUCUCCAGGAGCCCAAGUCUGAUGAUGAUGUAAGAGAGACUGGCUGGGGAAAAAUAAGUUUAUAACACAGCAGAUAUGAAAUUAAAAAGGGCAAGACAGAGAAACAGAUAAAACUCUGUACUUAGGACAAUGCCAGUUUAAAAAAAAAAAAUAAAAAGGAAAGCACCAGUAAUUAUUACGCUAAAGUGGGAGAGGACUGAGAUUUUUGUAAUGCAAAUUGAACCACUACGCUCAUUAAAAACAGGUUUGUCCUUCUGCCAUUACAGUAAUUACAGUGGCAAGACAAAGUUGUAAGAUCACUCCGAUGGUGCUGUAAUAAGCAUGGAGUAUCAAAAUUAAAUACAAAGAUAAUUGCUAUUCAUGAAAUAAAGUUUGGGUAUGUUUCUCGCAUACUUUGAAAACAAUAUA
This is a messenger RNA of Grus americana (Whooping crane), 4218 nucleotides long. It is a transcript of the gene CCDC66, whose product is annotated as coiled-coil domain containing 66. Gene Ontology annotation, biological process: cilium assembly. Gene Ontology annotation, molecular function: microtubule binding. NCBI's taxonomy places the organism in Eukaryota, Metazoa, Chordata, Aves, Gruiformes, Gruidae. The record is from RefSeq and is a predicted model, not a curated record. The transcript is spliced from 20 exons. Gene Ontology annotation, cellular component: cilium; microtubule. The coding region runs from base 110 to 3088 and encodes 992 amino acids.